This is a messenger RNA of Musa acuminata AAA Group (dessert banana), 3858 nucleotides long. RefSeq lists its product as uncharacterized. Bases 364 to 735 code for a protein of 123 amino acids. Lineage: Eukaryota; Viridiplantae; Streptophyta; Magnoliopsida; Zingiberales; Musaceae. The record is from RefSeq and is a predicted model, not a curated record. The transcript has 6 exons.
GGAUGGCCGCGAACCGUUCCUCAGACCCCUUAUUUUACUCCUCGGGAGCACCGUACGCUCCUCCUGCAAAAUAUCUACCGCCCUACCGUCGCUCCUUCUCUCUUCGUGGUUGGCUUGCUUUCAGUUUUGAAUUGGGUUUGCUCUCAGAUCAAUGGCCGGAAAACCCUCGGAGGGAAGGAGGAGAGAGAGAAGAAUUGGUGCUGGCCCUCGUUGCCGAAUGACGGAAAUCUGAGAUCUUUCAAAAGGGGAGUUGCUGCCUCAAGCUCGCUGCCUCCUUUUGCCAGAACUGAGGUGAGCUGUUUGAUCAAAUGUAACAAUAAAGACCCGCAGAUCUUAAAAGAAGUCCAUGCAGAAGUUCUAGAAAUGACAACUCUGAUUGGCGCAGUAGUUGACAUGAAGAUCUUCGCAGAGCAUUUGCUUUUACAUCUUGAAGACAAUAACUGUACAAGCAUAUUUGUAUGUAUAGUAAAUAAUCUUAAUAAUUACUGCCUUAAAUGUUCUCCAUUUUCUUAUUCUUCUGUAAAAAUGACUUCAAUUGAUAUCGUAGCUGACAUCAUUCUAGUCUGUUUGUUGAUUUGUGAAGAUUUUGAGAAAGGUGCAUAUUUUAAAUUUUCAGCCAUGAAGGUUCAAGUGAAGUUGUUAAAUAAAUGGCAUAUUAUGCCAUCUUCUUUAGUCAAUUCUUUAGCUUUAACAGCUGAUAUGGUAAAGUCAGAGGAAAAUUUACCAAAGUUCUGAAGAUUAAUAGGGGUGAUUAUAAUCAUCUGUGAUUCUUACAAAGGAUAUAGGCUUAUAGCUUUCCUUUUUAGAAAUGUUGUACUAGAGUUAAAAAUUGACCAUUCUUGAUAACCUGAUUUUUUUGCGUAGUUAUGAUGCAAGAUUAGUCUAAACAUGCCAAUGCAGGUUAUAGCCAGGUUAGAUCAACUGAUCUAACAUCUAAAAAUAUCCUUCAUCUUUGUCUUAGAAGAUGAAAUUUUAAAAAGGCAAAGUAAUCUCUUGUUUUUCUUUUUUCUUUUUGAGUUUCAUGUACCAAACUCAUGCCGAUCUAUGGCCAAACCAAAAUGGGUCCAGUCCAUGAUAACACAGUUUGUUGGUGUGUACCAUGGUACCAAGAAGGGGGAAGGGAGAAAUAGGAGAAGAGGAGGCAAAGGACAAGGGAGGAGGAAGACGAGACAAAGGAGGAAGAUGAUGAAGAAAGUAUAGGGAGAUCAGAUGGGUCAGCAGUGACUGGCUGUGGCCAUCGGCGGGUAGGCAACAGGUGGACAUGAUAGUAGUGGCAGGGCAGCAUGCAUAGGGGAGAGGGUGCUGGAGGUAAUUGUAGGGUCGGGGAGCUAUGAAUAGCAAAUUGCAUGACCCCCUGCCCUAAGAUUUGUCACUCAUAUUGAAAAAAUAAAUCAGACCAGGAUUGCCCAAAAGGGGGUGGCAUGUAUUGGUUUGGGCAAAAUGGUGAUCCUUGAUCUGACCCUUCAUUUUAUUUGAAUUCAACAACUUAUGGAGGAAGUAGAAAGAUUUUGAACUCGAAUUGUGUAAAUAUGUUAAUAUACUGAAUAUGGUUUAGAAUACAUUGAAUCCUGAUUCUAAAUAUUAGAUGAUAAUAAUUCCAAAUACUAGGAACUGUGGUUCCUAGGAAGCUUCAGAAUCAUGGAGAUUCAGAAGCCCUUGUAUUUAGGUUUCUCUUUGAUUCCCACUACUGCAGAUAGGGCUAGGCUAAAGGAGUGAGAAUUAAGGUAGUUAAGGCUCCAAAUAGAUAAUCUCAAAUCUGUUGAAGAUAUUGAAUGAGAAUGACGACAACAAUAAUAUAUGAAUCAUAAUACUCAUGUGCAUAAUAUCUAAAUGAAAUAUAAUUUGCAACAAAAACAAGAACAACACCAAGUCAUAUAUCCCAACUAUAUGGUAAAUAAAUGGAAAGAAGACAAAAUAAUACAUAUUAACUUAUAAUAAUACAUGAUGAUAAUUGAUAACCCAAUAUUUUAAGCAAAAUAUGUUAUGUGUCCAAAGCAAUAUAACUCCAUCUUAUAAGCUUAAAAUCACAUUGUGAUAGAUGGGGUUGGGGGGUCUACAAGAACGUAUUCCAAAUGCUAGUUUAUUGUUAUGUCAAUAGGUUGGAUCUAUGCCAGAUUGUGUUUCAUGUUACGUCGAUAUAUUGGAUCUCUGCUAGAUGGUUUAUGUGGAUAAAGUGAGGAUUCCCACUUGAAUUAUGGGCUAGAUUUAGAAGUAAUCGAGUCUGAAAAAAGAACAUACGCUUAGUUGUAUACAACUUGUAUCGAACGAAUGUCGACCUGUAACAGUUUGGUAUGCCAUGGUCCACUUUCAGUACAGAGUAUUUUACAAAUACAGGACAUUAUGUAUCCCAAUAUUGACUGUACCAGUACAUACCGCCUGCACUGACUGUAACAGUUGGUGUGCCACGGUCCACUUUCAGUACAGAGUAUUUUACAGGUACAGGACAUUAUGUAUCCCAAUAUUCACUGGACUAGUACAUACCACCUGCACCGACCAGUAUGGUAAUCUAAGAUCAUGAUUAUCUACUUAUAGUGGCUUGGAAAUUUGUCUUUUGUGCACCGGAAGAUUUCAUAGAGUUAAUCCAAAAUUUUUGCAAGAUGUCCAGGAUCCAUUCUUCAUGUUAGACACAUGUGAAAGCUCUUUGUUCACAAUCAAUUACCGAUACUCAUACAAGAUCCUCGAACAAGAAGCACAAGGGGAUAUACUACUAUCUACAGUACAUUGUGAAAGGAGAAGCAACUUUGCAGUUUUCUAGUUUGCUAUAAUUUCUUAUUCAUCUUCAAGCCUAGCCAGAUUUAGGAGCAGUUUCUUAGGCAACCUAGUGACGGAGAACAUCCAUGAAUGAUAUGACAUUGGGAUCAAUCAUAGACCAUUGUAUGUAGUUUUCUGAGAUACUUCUGUAGUAAGAAUAUAUCCUAUAUCAGAAAUAUAACCGUCAUAUUAUUUCCAAGAGCCUUAUUUUUAUCUUUUUUCUUUUUGGGUUACUCUAUAACUGAAGAAAGUUGACAUGUCAACAAAUAUACCAAUAGAACAAACAGCAGCAGUCCAGAACUUGUAACUCAGAAAGGAUAAAAUUCAUGAAGGUUGCAGUGGAAGGGAACUUAGUUGUAUGGAAAGAUGUUGCUCCUUUGCAUUUGGUUUUGCUACGAGCAUGAAUUUGCAUCUUUUUUUGCAAAUCUCUAGUAUUUUACUACUUUGUCAAAGAUAUGACUACCAUAUAGCUAUGUUGUAGUCUCUAUGUGGAUGCGCCAUUCUCUUGGCCCUACAACCCUUGUGGAUGGAGAAGUCCUCUUAACGAGGCAGACAAAUUGUUGACUCAAGUGACCUGUUAUUAUUGUGAUAUCGUAGAAUGAGCAGAAGAUCUGAUUUUGAUGAUAUCAAUGAAAGGAUCGAAAGUUUUCUACUGGAACUAAUUGAAUGAUCCAAAGAUUAGUUGAACAACAAUCUAAAUUUUUGAAAAUAUGGUUGGUUAGGAGGCGCACACUGGAAGGUACAAGUAACUUUGAGCUGAUUGUGAAAGCCAAACAGGAUAUAAGAUCUGGUUCUUAUAGUGAAAUCCUUUCCGAAGUCACAGAAGCUUCCAUGAUGAUAGUAAUUUAGCAUAUGGAAGUUGACUUGUCAAAUAUUAACAUACUCUUGAUGGACAUGAAUUGCCAACUUUGAUUUCUAACAUUGGCAACUGCACAUUUAGCUUCAAGAUCUGUUCCCUGCACCCCAACAUAUCCAUUGUGGAUAAGGGAUAGGUCAUCUCUAAUCAGAAAUGAACUAUUUGCAUUUUGGAUCUUCUUCAAAUUCUAUUGGUUAAAAAGAUUAAGCAGGACUAACUAUUAGAGAAUAAUUGUAUGAUUUUCAUCUUCA